AUGUCUACUUCCUCUCUUUCUAGCACUGUCCUGCGUGUAUUCAUCGUCCGUCAUGGAGAAACAGCCGAGAAUGUCGCAGGUAUCAUUCAGGGCCAGAUGGACACAGUUCUCAACGACGAAGGCUUGCUUCAAUCACGCACAUGCGCAGAAGCACUCAAGAAUAUAGAUUUUACUAUUGCAUUUUCGAGUGAUUUAAAGAGGGCCGCUAUAUUGGCCCAUCACCCGAACACGCAGUUGCACACGGACGACCAGCUCCGUGAACGUAAUAUGGGUGAGCUGCAAGGUGCCAAGGUCGGGACUUACGACCGUCAUAAGUUGCCAGCGUCCGUUGAAACGGCAGAACACUUUGUCCGCCGUGCGCUCGGAUGGUGGAAAAAAACAAUUGAGAGGAAUCUACCCUCGUUGCUGAUCCAACCUCGCCCGGUGAAUGUCCUCGUCAUCUCUCAUGGCGCUUUUAUAGCGACACUCUGCCGAGAACUCCUCCACGGAAAGAUGAUCGAGCCAGCACAGGGUGUUGGAUUGGGCCGUGGCACGUGCUUCAACACGUCUAUUACGGUAAUUGGUAUGCGUAGAGACAAGCAUGGUACUCUAGAACGAUACGCGGACAUAUCGCAUUUACUGAGGCCUGUUGUGCGGACUAAUGCGGACGAGGAGCCACAGGAGGACCAAGUAGAAGUUGACAGACAGCUAUAACUGGCAUGAUUAAUUUAUUACAACUCG
Molecule: messenger RNA, 720 nt
Organism: Fomitiporia mediterranea MF3/22
Lineage: Eukaryota; Fungi; Basidiomycota; Agaricomycetes; Hymenochaetales; Hymenochaetaceae
Product: phosphoglycerate mutase-like protein
Exons: 4
Coding region: 1-693 (230 amino acids)
Biological process (GO): negative regulation of programmed cell death; negative regulation of glycolytic process; fructose 1,6-bisphosphate metabolic process
Cellular component (GO): cytosol
Molecular function (GO): fructose-2,6-bisphosphate 2-phosphatase activity
Source: RefSeq, a predicted model, not a curated record